This is a messenger RNA of Zea mays, 1158 nucleotides long. RefSeq lists its product as uncharacterized. The coding region runs from base 55 to 1056 and encodes 333 amino acids. Lineage: Eukaryota; Viridiplantae; Streptophyta; Magnoliopsida; Poales; Poaceae. The transcript has a single exon. The record is from RefSeq and is marked predicted.
CCACAAGCAGCGAAGAAUCGCCCGACCCAAAACCUUAUUGCCUUGCUGGCUGCAAUGGUCACCAGCCCUCUCCGGCUACUCCCCGUGCUCUUGUCGCUCUGUAUAAUCUCCAUCAUCCACCUGUGUCCUGGCGUCGUCUCCACUUCGCCCCUCUCCUUCGACGUGCAGUUCAUACCGUGGGGCUACGACCCACAGGAAGUCGGCUUCCAUCAGAUCAUCGCCCCAAGAAACCUCAGUAGCAGAAUCCAUGCGAGCCGUCCGUACACGGCCCACCAGAAGAGUCAAGUGCUCCCUCGCAAGAAGCGGAAGAAGUUCGUGCCUGACAGGUGCGACUGCUCAAAGCAGAUCGACGGGGUGAUGUACAUGCGCCCGGCGCCGCUCCGGGACGAGGCCACCGGCGACGUCGCAAGCUUCAAGAUGACCUUGUGUUACAGAAUCAACCCUCGUCAAGCAGAUGAUGGUACCGAAUUCAACCACGGUGGCCGCAACAUUGGUCUGUUCCUGUUCCUCGUACCUUACCCCUGGAAUUCCAAUGAUGAGAGGAUAGAGGUUGGGCUCCACAGCAAGUGCAUAGAGGCGAAGAUGAAGCAGUACAGCAGCAUCGGCGGUGACGCAGUAGUGUGUGCCCAUGUCCACUACGACAGCGCCAAGGAGCUGCUGAUCACCAACGUCCUCGUGGACGACCAUUCCUGCACCUGCGGAAGGAAACUCAACCGGAGCAGCAUGCCCAGGGAGGCGGCCGUCGGUUUUGCCUCGAUCAACGCCGGCGACCCGAUUGAGCUGCGAAACAUUAUUACCUGGGCGUUCCAUUCCAAGCUGGAGUCCAAGGAUCCCCCGCUGAUGACGACGCAGCCUGCUCAAGUGGAAACCCCAACCGGCGGUGAGGAGAGCUCCUGGCCGAUAGACAGGGGGCAGCAGCGAUUCCGUGUGGAUCCUUGGACUAGGAACGCUGAAUUGAAUCUACAGUACCAGCGGAACUGGCAACGGAAUUGGCAGCUCACAUGUAGUCUCAGCAUCUCUGUAGGCUAUGGAAACACAAAUGGUGACAUGGAUUAGAAUUCAAGCUACCAAUUCUACCUGCAGGCUAGGGGGUAUAUGAAACCUAAUGAAAAAUUGAAGUAAUAUGAAAAAGAAAACUUAGAUGCAGGUGGUUUUUUU